AGAAGCAGCAUGUGCACAACGUGUACGAGAGCACAGCCCCUUACUUCAGCGACCUGCAGAGCAAAGCCUGGCCUCGUGUCCGCCAGUUCCUCCAAGAACAGAAGCCAGGCAGCAUCGUCGCAGACAUAGUCAGCAAGUGGUAAGAAUCUUUGGAGAGACAACAGGAGAAUAAAGGCCGUCACAUGCGUGUAUAUACAAUGAAAUAUGGAUGUGAGCUUAGAGGCUGCACACGGUCUCUGGGAUACUAGAACUACCUUUCUUGCCAUGGACCAGCUGACGUGCCUUGGUUGCACUAGUGUACUGAGCCCUGUGGACAUUACCUCAUUAAAUAUUCAAUAAAUGUUAUUUUUUUCCUAUGGCCUUUCUCUCUUCUAUAUGAGAAUAUGUAAGUAUUCACUGAAGACUUUUCUUUUACUUUUGUGAAUACCUUCACACCAUGUUGUAUUCUGUCUUAGUUAGUUAAAAAAAAAAAAAGAAAAAAAAAAAGUUGGCCGGGCACGGUGGCUCAUGCCUGUAAUCCCAGCACUUUGGGAGGCCGAGGCAGGCGAAUCUCCUGAUGUCAGGAGUUCAAGACCAACCUAACCAACGUGGAGAAACUCGUCUCUAUGAAAAAUACAAAAUUAGCAAGGCAUAGUGGCACACGCCUAUGAUCCCACCUACUCGGGAGGCUGAGGCAAGAGAAUUGCUUGAACCCGGGAGGCAAAGGUUGCAGUGAGCCGAGAUCGCGCCACUGUACUCCAGCCUGGGUGAAUGAGCGCGACUUUGUCUCAAAAAAAAAAAAAAAAAGUGAAUUAUAUUUCUUGUUAUGAGACAAAUGAACUAUUUCACACUUUCCAUUGAGGACGGCAUGUAACGCAGGUUUUUCUCUUCUAGGUUGUGGGACUGGGAAGUAUCUUAAAGUAAACAGCCAGGUACAUACCGUGGGCUGUGACUACUGUGGGCCACUGGUAGAGAUUGCCCGGGAGAGAGGAUGUGAAGCCAUGGUAUGUGACAACCUUAAUCUCCCCUUUAGGGAUGAGGGCUUCGAUGCUGUCAUCUCCAUAGGAGUCAUACAUCAUUUUUCUACAAAACAAAGAAGAAUCAGAGCAAUAAAAGAAAUGGCCAGGGUCUUAGUUCCUGGAGGCCAGCUGAUGAUUUACGUUUGGGCAAUGGAACAAAAGAACCGUCGCUUUGAGAAGCAAGACGUGCUUGUUCCAUGGAACAGGGCCCUGUGUUCCCAGCUCUUCUCAGAGUCCAGCCAGUCUGGGAGGAAGAGGCAGUGUGGACACUCAGAAAGAAGCCAUCCCUACCAUCCUCCUUGCUCUGAGUGUAGCUGUUCUGUUUGUUUUAAGGAGCAGUGGGGUUCAAAACGGUCCCACAGUGUGGACUAUGAACCUGCUAUGGCAAGAACUUGUUUUGCAAAUAUUUCUAAGGAAGGAGAGGAAGAAUAUGGAUUCUACAACACAUUAGGAAAAUCAUUUCGUUCCUGGUUUUUCUCCAGAUCUUUGGAUGAGUCGACUCUGAGGAAGCAAAUUGAAAGAGUAAGACCCUUGAAAAACACAGAAGGUUGGACCAAUAGCACUGUAACAAUCCAGCCUUCCAGACACUCUAGUUUAGACUUUGAUCACCAAGAGCCAUUUUCAACAAAAGAGCAAAACUUAGAUGAGGAAGUGUUUGUGGAAUCUUCUUCUCGAAAACACUUAGAGUGGCUGAGAGCACCAGGCACUCUGAAGCAUUUAAAUGGAGACCAUCAAGGAGAAAUGAGGAGAAAUGGAGGGGGCAGUUUUCUGGAUAGCACUAAUACCAGUGCGAAUUGUGUGGAGGCAGGUAACUUAGAAGAUGAUAAUCCUUCUGCUAGUAAAAUAUUGAGAAGGAUUUCUGCAGUUGGUUCCACAGAUUCCAAUGCAGAUGAUACAAUGUCUGUCGAAGAUCCACAGCCUGAUCUUUUGGACUCCAGAGCCUUUAUGCGCUACUACCACGUGUUUCGAGAAGGGGAGCUCUGCAGUCUGCUCAAGGAGAAUGUAUCAGAGCUUCGUAUCCUGAGUUCUGGAAAUGAUCAUGGUAACUGGUGUAUCAUUGCAGAGAAAAAGGGAAGUUGUGAUUGAUUGGAUCCUUUUAGACAACUCCUCCAAAAGACGAACCACAUUUUUUUCAUUAGGUUUGAUAUGGUUACCUGAAUUUGCAUUCAGUGUUAUUUGUUAAUACAUUUAUGAUUUGGUCUGCAGAGACUGUGAAUUAUAUGGUUGUUUUUGUUUUUAUCUUUGAAUAAGCACAGAUCCUGGCACUGAAAGCACUUGACAAAGGGUAUUUGCACUUAAAUGUUAAUAUAAAAGAUCUGAAGAAGCAACAGAAAAUGCCCUUCAGUACAGCUCAGAUUUUUUUUUAACCCCGAGAGAUAAAAUACAUUUAUAGUGUUUUUCAGUGCUACACAUGGAUUUAAAAAGAUGAUGCUGUUAAAUAAUCUUUUAAAACAGUAUUUUUAUAAAGUGAGGGGAUAAUUUCUGGUUCUCAGGUUAUAAUUGAGAGCAGUGUGCAAGAUAAUAGGUAAACUUGAUCCAUUGCACAAAUAUACAUUGAACCAUGUGAUGACUUAUCUUGCUGCCAAGGUCUUGCUUCUACUUAAAGUUUUCAGAAAACUGAGUGACAGUGGAGAGAACCAAGAAGUGUUACAAGGACUUUUCUAAAUUGUAAGCUAACUUGCUUCAAAAUAAGUUGACAUGUGAUAGUAAGGUUUUCAAUGUAACCCAGGAGGUUUUUAAAGGCACUGUUAGGCUGAGCAUGGUGGCUCACGCCUGUAAUCCCAGCACUUUGGGAGGCCAAGGCGGAAGGAUCACUUGAACCCAAGAGUUCAAGAGUAGCCUGGGCAACAUAGCAAGACCCCAUCUCUAUAAAAAAUUAGCCAGGUGUGGUGGUGCAAGCCUGUCAUCCACGCUACUCAAGAGACUGAGGCAGGAGGAUCACGUGAGUCCAAGAGUUCAAGGCUGCAGUGAGCUAUGAUUGCACCACUGCACUGCAGCCUGGACAGUCUAACAAGACUGUCUCAAAAUAAUAAUAAUAAUAAUAAUAAUAAUAAUAAUAAUAAUAAAGGCAUUGUUAGCUUGUAAGUAGUGGAGGAUGUAGGUACUAGGAGUUAUAUGCAAGUACCCAAGUGGUAUUCUUCCAAUCUUAGUAGAAGCAUGAAUAUUCAAGAUUGAUAUUACUAUUGCUUAUUAGCAAGAUUGUUAUCAAUCAUGCUUAUUAGAAGCAUGAAUAUCCAAGACCAGGAUUGACUAAUGAUGAGUCUGCAUCAAGAACGAGGCACUUCUUUUGAGUUGACAGACUCUUUAGGAAAGGAGAAUCUAGGUGAAGCACUGAUUUUGGCUCUGAGAACAAACAGAUUAAGGUACAGCAUAGUUAGCCUUGGUAGAGGUAUGACUGGGAUUUGCUGUAUCCUUAAAAAUAGUAUCUGGGCAUUUAUUUUAUUGAAGGCAACUACAUUUUAUUAGUUAUGUUAGGAAUUUAGGUAGAAUCAACUUCUACUUAUUAAAGGUUGAAUUUCUGUCACUUUGUAGAGAAAUGAAUAGACUGAACACUGUGUGGUCAGUGUUUAGAUUUGCCCGUGGGUCUGUUUAAAUUUAUGUCAUAGAUCCUGAGACACAAAUAUAAUUAAUACAGGUCUAGAGACAGGAGAAGCAGAAAUAAGCUGACCCAGGAGUACAGUCUCAAGUAGUUCAUUAAUGAGAAAAUGGACAUCUGACAGGAGUCUUUACUUUAUCCUGGCUGAAAAUCCAAAUCUUGUUUUAUUUUUUCCACUAAAAGUAACUAAAAUAAUAACGAAUUUCAUUUGCUCUUGGGUUCUUUUUUCCUUUCAUGAUUGUGCUAUAACUUCAAAUAAUGAUGUUACUUUUGAACAUUUUUAAAGCAUAUCUGAAAACGAUUGAUGUUUAUAACUCUCUUUUGGCUUCAAAAUAAGAUUGUGUUAUCACCAUUUUGGUAGAUGAGGUUGUCUGAUAAAAAUGAUGUAUAUGACUUCUACCGUUCAGUGUACAUCCUGCAGUAGUGGACGAUUGAAAACAUAUAUAAGCGGAGUACAAAUUAAAAAUUAAUUUGGUUUCUUC
Rhinopithecus roxellana (golden snub-nosed monkey) is the source of this 4076-nucleotide messenger RNA. It is a transcript of the gene TRMT9B, whose product is annotated as tRNA methyltransferase 9B (putative). Gene Ontology annotation, molecular function: tRNA binding; S-adenosylmethionine-dependent methyltransferase activity. The transcript is spliced from 3 exons. Gene Ontology annotation, cellular component: nucleus; cytoplasm. The coding region runs from base 981 to 2084 and encodes 367 amino acids. The record is from RefSeq and is a predicted model, not a curated record. Lineage: Eukaryota; Metazoa; Chordata; Mammalia; Primates; Cercopithecidae. Gene Ontology annotation, biological process: tRNA wobble uridine modification.